GAGAUUGUUUACCUAUGAUACCAAGCGAAAUUAGGUUUCUUUCUCGUGUUAAUAAUAAUUCAUUGAAUUCUUGAAAUGUUUGUGUAUCUAAGUAAAAAGGUUUGUAUAUAUGAUCAAUUUUGAAAAAUCAACUAUUAUUAUAGAAUAAAAAAUACUUUCAAUAAAACGUAUUUAAAUUUAAAUAGACAUUUCGAAUAAUAGUAAUAGUUAGUACUGAAGAGUUUCAAGAGUCAAGAGUGAAGAGUUUAGUCUUAGAGUAUUAGUAGUAGUAGUAGUAGUAGUAGUAGUAGUAGUAGUCUGUGUAGUAGUAAGUAGUAAACUUCAGUCUCAACAGAGAUCAUUCUUUGUCCCUGACUAAGUUAGUAUCGUUGAACUCUUUAAUCCAUUAGUAAUAGUAUAGAUUUACUUUUUCUACUCUUACAUAAUAAAUUUAGUAAAAUUCUGGGUAACAAAAAGUCUAUGGACUAUCCACUUCUUAGAUAAGACUAAGUAAAGCAAAGGUCUUAGCCUUUAUUACUUUAUACUUAUUUAAAAUUUAUUUUUGCUGGUCUACUUUAAAACAGCCAACUUAGACUUUGUUUAUUAGUACUACAAUUUUUAAAAGUAAUUCUUACUAACUAACAGUCUUUUUGCAUAGGCUACAGGUUGUUCUUAAAGUGUUGCUCCUACUACUACUUAUUAUUAUAUAGAAUGGUGACAAACCUAGGGAGGUGCAAAGGGGUUGCCCUGCCUGGCAGUACUAUUGGGGUUUAUAUAAUAUAACAUUAAAUAGGCAUUAAUUUUAUGUGUAAUGUUUGUGUUAGUAACUGUUAGGGAAGCAAUUUUAAGAGUUCGCUUCAGGUUGCAUUAGUCAAGCACCACUGUCACUGUAACUUUUAUUUUUUAGUGCUUAAAAAUACUGAUACUAAAAUAAAAUGGCUUAGGGCUUAUUUGAAUUAAAUAUUUGGAAGGGAACAUAAACGUUAAUACCAAUGUAUACUGAAAUAUAGUAAGAGGCCUAUUUUUUUUCUUCUUUAAAAAAAAAAAAAAAAUAAAAAUAUAAGUUUAAUAUUUAGCCAACAUAGAUUAUAAAUAGAUUUUCAUUGAUGAUUAGGUUAAGUAAAAUAAUGCCUUGUUAAGGGUGCUGGGUGGCCGAGUGGUCUAAACUGAGCAAAUCUCAAGUUGGUGGUCUGGAGUUCAAUUCCAGCUAGAGCAAAAACACCACCAGCACCCCGGGUAGAUGGGACUCGUUAACCUUGGAUGGCAACUCAUCUAAGAGAAGGAAACUCUGAAAUCAAACCCGGAGAUGGAGUCCCGAAAGGCGGAUAACAUUGAUACAAUGAAACAUUCCGACAACUCCUGCGACGCCACUGGUGCCAAGCUGAAUCAUCCAAUGAUGUUCCCUUGGGUUAGCCAGCGGCGUGGAGAGAGGCGAUUCGCUGUUGGGAACCAGCUUAUAAUCCUUGAAGUAUAAUCCCAGGCCAUGUGGAUUUCGUCCACCGAAGUCCACUCCAUCGUCACAUUGUGACGGACGGAUGCCAGCAUAAAUGUUGAUAUUGGGCUGUAGACUAAUAGAAACGUGACUGCACUUUGUGAAUUCAAUCCUGAAAACAAAAUAACAUAUUUUUUCUAAGAUUAACUGACAUCCUAAUAAGAUACAACUGUUAAGAAUUUGAUACUUACUAAACAACUGUAAGUUUUGUUACAUACUCAGCUGAUACUUAUUUUUAUAAAAAUAAUUGCAGAUUGCCAUUCCCAAUAAUAUUCGCCUACAUUGUGUAUCAUGGAAUCGACAGCAUGGCUACAUUGCUUGUGGAGGGGAAGAUGGCCUCCUUAAAGUUGUCAAGCUUGAAUCUCAGACAGGUUAAUAUUUCUCUCUAUAUCAGUUUAGGUCACAGUAAUGCUGUGGUUAAUGAAAUAUUUUAGAUAUUUUGUCAUUAUUUUAAGCUAUUGAUGAAGUAGAAUUUUAUAGUCAUAUAAAAAAAUAUAGCCACUUUUUAAUGAACCCAUUUGUUUUACAUAUGCUAAAAUUUCAAAUUCAUUAUGAAUUCUUUUUAUCAUUUGUUUUCAAAAUGAUCCCAAACAUUUAGCCAGUCUGCAAAUACAAUUUAAGUUGGAUAACUUUUGGUCUGUUAUGAUUAUAAGCAAGCUGCGAUUUAUUAUGAUAUAGUAUAUGGUGCCAUACAAAAUGAUUGACUAUGAAACAAAAAUCACUCUAUCAACUAGGUCUAGCUUCCAAGUAUAAUUUCUAUAAUGAAUGAUGCUUUCUUUUCCUAUUCUUAGGAAGAGAUACAAAAGUGAAAGGCCUGGCUGCACCAAGCAAUUUGUCCAUGAAUCAGUCUCUGGAGGGACACAGUGGUCAAUAACUUUGCCUAUUUACAAACUCAACUUAGAAUCUAGAAGAGAAAUGAAUUUGAUGUUUGAUAAUAUUUAAUUUCAUUUUUGAUUUUUUUUUUGCUCAUUGAACUUGAUUUAAUUUUUAAAAAAUCUUAAUAUAUCAUUAUUUUAAAUAAAGGCAUCAAAUUUACUGACCAAUUAAUAAGUCAUAAAUAUAAACUGAAAAAUUAAAAUAUUUUACUGUUGCAAUCUCAGGUGCUGUUCAAGUUGUUGCAUGGAAUGAGCAGCACCAGAAACUGACCACAAGUGACCAGUGUGGACUUAUCAUUGUCUGGAUGCUCUACAAAGGUAGUGUAGAGGCUGUAUUUUUUCAUUAAUUAAAUAUAAACUGUCUUGGUAAUAUUUUUUUAGUUUUUCAUACAUUUAUGUUGUUGUCCUCUAAUGAUGGGUUUGAGCAAAGGCUUCCAUUGGUUUUAAAAGUUAAAUUUAAACUGUAUUAUACUUUGUACUUACAUUUGCUGUUUUUUUACCAUUUGGCUAUGACUUAUAUCAUUGCUUUUAUCAACUCAAUCAUAGAUAUUUUUUGAAAGCAAGGAUUUCUAAGGCUUUGCAUUAUAAAUACUUACAGUCAUUACCAAGAGCAAAUACUAAAAGCAUAUUGUAAAUAUUAACCAUUUAGGCUCGUGGUAUGAAGAAAUGAUCAACAACAGAAAUAAAUCUGUGGUCAAGGGGAUGAAGUGGACUUCGGAUGGACAGAAGAUUUGCAUUGUCUAUGAAGAUGGUAAUAAAUAGAAUGACUAUUGUAAAAGUUAUGCAUAAGUUGGAAUUUUAUUCACUGUAAGGCAUUGUAUGCUGCAUAUUUGUUAAAUUUUUAACCGGGGACAAAUUUGGCACUUAGUGUAUUUAUUAUUAAAAUUUAUCUAUGGGUUACUUUAUUACUUGGGGCAAACAUGAAUCUUUGAUUGCAUUAGGUGCUGUAUAGGUCUACUAUUCUUUAUUGCUCUGAUUAUAUGCUUUUUAAAUUAAAGUCAUAUCCUGUCUCCAUUUAUUAUCCUAUUAGAAACAUUCUUAAGUAAUUUAGCUCUCCGAAAAUAUAAAUUUCUCUACACUCAGAGAUCUAAAGAAAUCAAUAAAAAAUAGUCCAUCAUGCAGACAUAGAAAUUACUCAUUGUACCAUAAAUUUCAAUAAACAUUUACUUUCCAGGAGCUGUUAUUGUUGGCUCACUAGAUGGUAAUCGUAUUUGGGGAAAGGAACUACGCUCUCUGCAGCUGGCUUGUGUUGAGGUGAACAAAAUAAGUUUAGAUUAAUGUGACAUAAUGAUAUUUGAUGUUCAUUUACUGCUGAGUAAAAAUCACACAUUUCACGAGAGACUAGAAAUACAUGAAUCUAAUCCAGAUGGUAAAGAACUAUGUUAGCGGCCAUAGUGGACAGCUUGGAAAAGCAGUUAAGAAGAUUUUGUCUCACGUGUUAAGAAGGAUAAAAUGUAUGAGUGACUUGAAAAAUGGAUUUAAAGAGAAAUGGAUUUAUUAUGAACUGUAUUUAAUCAUCAUUCCAAUAACCAUAUGUGAAUUUUCUUAUUCUUUGAAGUAUUGAUGUAAAUAAAGAAUUGAUAUGUGAAGAUUUAGACUUUUUAUUAUUACAUGGGCAUGUGAGAAAUUAGAAGUUAAGCCUGUCUGAUAUCCACUAAAAUAUCUGCUCAGGUCAUGACCAUUCUGACAAUUUCUAAUAGAAACAGAAAUCAUUAUAAUGAUAUCAGAGUAGAGGGUUUACAAUAACAUGUAAAAUAUUUUAUUUUCCUUUUUUGAAAUAAAACACAUAAGAGCAGCUUAGAUAUUUUAUAAAUUUAAAAAUGAAUGUAUUAUAUUAUGAUUAAUUAUUUAAUUUCAUUUGCAACAGUUAAACUAGCAGAUUUAAUGAUAUCUUUGAAAACAAGACAUUCAUGACAGUUUUUUUAAUGAACCAUUUAAGAAAAGAACUUGGACAAUUCUUAAAUUGUGAAAAGAUAUAUUAUAUAUUUAAUAAAUUUUAACAGUAAAAAAUAUAUUAUGCUAACAAUAAAUCUUCUUUAAAUAUAAUAAUAAUAUGCACUUAAUUUUUUGUCUGUUUUUUUAAUCUUUAUCUACAAUCAUAGUGGUCACCAGAUGGCAAGAAAAUCUUGUUUGGUAUUUCCAAUGGAGAGGUCCAGGUGUUUGACAAUGUUGGCAACUUUAUUGUAAGCAUUUGUUUUACAGCAAAUUUAAAGAUCUGUGCCUAAAUUUACACACAUUUUCUAUACUUAAAUCUACUUGUGACGUCUAAGUUUCAUUGACGAUCAAUGUAGCAUAAUUUUUCUUAAAUGAAAAGAACAGUUUUAGAAGCAUUUAAAGAAAAAAUUGGAUUUUCAAUUGAAUAAAUAAAUUAUGGACAUUUUGAAGUGCCAUGCGAGAGGACUUGACAAGGGAGACAACUGCAACUAGGGAGAAGAUAACUUCUUUGUUUAAAUAUAAAAAAAAACAACUGAACAAGAAAGUCAGAAGAAAACAGCCAGUUUGGAUGUGAUUAAACAAAACUGUUUUUGUAAAAAAAAAUAGCUGUAGCUGAAAUUCAAAGUGGCUGAAAUAAAUAUAAAUUUAUUAUAAAUUAAAGUGCCUUUGCAUGUAUAUUUCAUACUGAUAUUUGAUGGGAAUUAUUUCAUUAGAGUGACUUCAGCUGAAAAGUAAACUUGCUUCAACUUUCAUGUUGCAAUGAAGAGUUAACUUACUUUGGUAUAUCUGUUCCUUGCAGAGCAAAAUGAAAGUGUUCUGUCUGACCAAUGCUACUGGUGCCAUUCACAUUGCUGGCCUAGAAUGGUAUAAUGGUCUCUAUGGUUAUGCUGAGCCAAACUGUCCCACCCUGGCACUCUGCUUUGAUAAUGGACGCUGCCAGAUCAUGAAAAAUGAAAUUGAUGAAGGUAUUUCACAUCUAGUAACAUGGAUAUCUAAGCUAAUUCUUUAAACAUUUAUAUUGAUAACCUGUGAUAGCUUCAAGUGAACCCAUGCAAUAUAUAUGUCAUUUAUCUUCAGUAAGAAGGAUUGAUGUCUCUAAUCUUGAGCAGUUGAAGCUAAAUUUUGUCUAUUUCAAAAACAGAGCCAGUCCUAGUGGACACUGGCCUGCAGAUAGUCCAAGUGGCAUGGAAUCACACAGGGUCAAUCCUAGCCAUGGCCGGGACACAGCAAGCUCCUGGACAAGACAAAGGGAUCAACUUCGUCUAUUUUUACAGUCCCUUUGGUGAGGUAAGUUGGAGAGUUAUUCUUGUCCCAGCAAAAAAAACAUAUCAAAUUAAUAUUAGCCCAAACUUCUCAAUGCUGACCUGGUCAAUUGGUCUGGUCAAGUUGUCCUGCAUUUGACCACCCCUUGAUCUUUCCAAACCAAAAAAAAAAAUAUAUAUAUAUAAUUUUCCUUUUCAGGAUCAAAAUAAAAAAAAAAUUAACAAAAUCUAGAUAAGUUAUAAUAUUGCAAUGUUACACAAUCAUGGGAUGACCACUUAGCAGAUUUAAGGCCUAAAAAUAUUUAUGUUAAACUAUGCCUCUUUUGUCUUGUAUCUGCCCAUGAGUGUAAUGCCCCACCCUCUUUACUCUGACUUGCGGUGGCACUGUUAGGUGGGUCUAAUGCUUGUUGCUUCAUUUCAGCACCUCAGGGCAUUAAAAGUCCCUGGCACUGAUAUUUCUUCCUGUUCAUGGGAAGGUGGCAGCCUACGCAUUUGCCUGGCUGUGGGCAGCUUUAUAUACUUUGCUAAUAUCAGACUGGACUAUAAGGUAUGUUUUAAUUGUUUAAGUCAUAAUGCACAGGUAUGUUUUAAUAAUUUAAAUCAUAAUGCAGAGGCAUGUUUUACUCAAGUCAUAAUGCAGAGGCCUGUUUUACUCAAGUCAUAAUGGAGAGGCAUGUUUUACUCAAGUCAUAAUGGAGAUGACCAUGUUAAUCCAAAGACACCUCUGCUGGCUUGGACACGUCAAGCGAAUGCAAUCUGGUCGCAUACCAAAGGACGUGCUAUACAGCGAGCUGGCAACAGGGAAAAGGUCAGUUGGACAGCCUCGUCUGUGAUACUUAGACAUAUGCAAAAGAGACAUGAAGUCCUCUAACAUCGACAUGUCAAACUGGGAGGAGCUGGCAGAGGAUCGAUCCUCAUGGCGGGGCAUCGUGAAGGCAGGAUCACUACAUGCCGAGGAUCAAAACAGGGCGGAAACAGCUGCAAAAAGAGCGAGGAGGAAGGCCGGUAAAUACUGCUCCACCGCAUUCGUGUGUGGGAAAUGUAACAGAGACUGCCAUUCGAGGAUUGGUCUCACCAGCCACACCAAGAGCUGCAAGCUAUAAAGAUAAUCUAUCGUCUCCCGCAGACGGAAAGAUGCCAUACCAAUGCAGAUGACUGUUUAGGAGAACUAAUUUUUUCAUCCUCUUCUAGCAAAAAAUACUGUGUUUGGGGGUUGGGGGGGGGGUGGGGGAAAUAAUGUUGGUCCUUGCUGCAAUAAACUAUGAGAAGGACCUGUCUAUAUUAAAAAUCUUCUGUUACAUGUAUACAUGCUCAUAUUGUUGCCAGUGGGGCUACUGUGCCAACACAGUUGUUUACUCCUUCACCAAACCAGACCAUCUGGAGCACUGUGUCAUCUUCUGGGACUCCAAAAACAGUGAGGUAAUUAGAUAUUCAUUGUUGUUAGUCAGUUUUAAGCCAUACAGAAAUGUGUCUUAGAUAUAUUAUAAUAUUUGUAAAAUUUUAACUCUUUAUGGUCUGUGUUUUAAUGUCAGGAAACAUUGCCCACCCCACCAAUCCCAUUUAUACCCUUAUUAAUGGCCACCAUUAGGAAAAGUUUUAUGAAUGUUUUAUAAUACUUUGCCCACACAUCUAGGAACAAAGUGAAGGCACUUUGCCCUUUUGGGUUGCCAAUGGUGUUGUAACAGAGAAGAAGGUAUUAUCAGAAAUUGGUUUUCUGGUUGGUUUGAAACACACACCUCAGUGGGUUUCUCUUCAGUGUUGAAACAAAGGAACAUCAAUUUUAUCCCUCAUAUUUUUGGUUUGGAUAAAGAAUAAAAGAGUUCACCUUUUUUUGUUGAAAACUUCCAUUUUUGUCAUUAAAUGAAUGUUUAUAAAUUUAAGGAAAUAGACAAUUUAUUUUUUGAUUCCUUUGAUGUUUUUACUCACAUAACUUCCUUCUUUAAGAAUCUAUUUAAUUCAUGACUUUUUUAAAUUGACACUAAAUAGAGAACAAUAGAAUACUACUUUCCUGAAAGCCCUUAUGGCUCUAUCCAGUUUAAUUAUUUUUUUAAAAUGUCCACUUAAAGUCCACUUGAUCUCUGCACUAGCUUUAUGAUUACUUCUGUUGUCCUUUUCUUUUUGAAAACUAGACCCCACCACAUCUUAUUAAAAUAUAAACUUGACCACCUUUAACAAAAAAUAAAUAAAGCGAUAAUCUUUUGAUAAGAAUCAUUUAGGACAAUUUUUCUCUUGGGAUGUUUUUCUGUCAGUUCAAAUCAUUUUACAUUUAAAGUAGUGCUGUUAAACCAUUUUUAAUUCUUCACUUUCUAAAAAUGCCUUUGACCUAGACAUAUUAAAACAACGAAAAAAAAAAAAAUCCUCAUUUAUAUUGAGUAAUAGACAGUUAUAAAAAAAAAAUUGUAUUGAUUUCAUGAAGUAAUUCAGUAUGUUGCUUAUUUUAUUUCUUAUGAAAAUUAAUAAUGUAUAGUAUUUUAACAUUCAGUUCAUCUAAGAUUUGAAUGCACAUGUUCUUAAAAUUGACAAGAAAAUUAAAUUAAAAUUGCAAUGUAUUAAUUUAUUAACGCUUUACUAAGAUAGACAUUGAUAGAGCUGUGUAGAUAUAUAACAUGACAUAAUGAACACCUUCACUUAGUUGUUUAGAUAAACCAAUAUCCAUUAUCAUUGCAGAAAUAUGUGAAAUUUGUGAAAAACCUUACUGCCAUAACUGCUUAUGGUGAUUACUGUUGCUUAGCAACCAAAGGGGAGGAAAACUCUAAUCAGGUUAGAUAUUUCUCUAUUGGUGUAUAUAUUUAGUACUACUAUGUCUAACACGAGGAAAACUAACACCUCUGUUCAGCUUCAGGUCUAGAUGUUUAAUGACUAGUUACAAGCAAAACAAGAUGUCCUCUCACAUCUCAAUUCAAGAAACACGGGCCUCACGCAUUGAUGCUAAAGGGAAGCAACUGUGACAGCACAAUGACAUCACAAGAUGUUGCAUCCUGGAAUGUUUGGUUUCACAUGCCAAGUUCAUUCACAAGUUUAUAUCCUGAUUAUCAAGAGUCCUAUUUCAAGAGUAAUGUGAACUUUGACCCAGGCGUCUCUAACACAUGGAUGUACAACACUUCCAACACACAAAUAUAUAGCACAACUUGCUGAAUGGACACAAGCGACCAUCUCACUCAAUGCUCAGACUCUAACCACUGAACGAUUAGCAUGUACAUGAAAGACAGACUAUAGACACUAGGUCACAGCUCUAAUAAAAUCACUUCACAAUGUCACAAGGAUGAUGGCCCCAAAAGCAUUAAUUAAUUAAACCAAGACGCAAGAUACACCACACUCAAUAAAAGACACAAUAUUUGGUGUGCCGAAAUUACUAGUGAAUACCCAUAGUCUCAGUGCAUUUUAAAAUAUAAUUUAUUUCAGGAAGUGAAAUAACAGAUAAAUAUGCGCAACUUUUUUUUACUCUAAUCUAAAGCAAAUCUAAUUAUUGAAUGAAAUUGUGCCUCAUCUAAUUUACAUAAGUGCUGAUCAAACACAGUUUACCUAGAAUUUAAAGUAUUUAUUUCCUAAAUUUAAAAUAAAAAUGAAUUUUCUUGUUAGCUUAUCAUUUAUCCUUAUCUAAAUAUACGAUAUUUCUGUUGCAUUAUUUUUUUGUCUUCUUGUGUUAAUCAUCAGUUACAUUAUUCCCCAGUAUGUGCUUGUCCUCUGUAACUCCAUUGGGACACCCUUAGACUCUAAAUACAUAGGACUGGAGCCUGUCUACCUCUGCAUGACCAAGACACAAAUCAUCUGCGCCUCAAAGGAAGCUUUCUACUGCUGGCAGUUUAAAAACCCUAAAAAACUGGCCACUUUGGAGAUGGCCUCCAAGAGGAAAGCUGGUUCAGAAAGGUCUUUUGAUAAUACAUUCUUUAUUAGCUGUUGACCUACUUGGUUCAGAAAGGUCUUUUGAUAAUACAUUCUUUAUUAGCUGUUGACCUUCUUGGUUCAGAAAGGUCUUUUGAUAAUACAUUCUUUAUUAGCUGUUGACCUACUUGGUUCAGAAAUUGUUUUUGAUAAUACAUUUUUUAUUAGCUGUUGACCUACUUGGUUCAGAAAGGUGUUUUGAUAAUACAUUCUUUAUUAGCUGUUGACCUACUUGGUUCAGAAAGGUGUUUUGAUAAUACAUCAUUUAUUGACUAUUAACCUACUUGGUUCAGAAAGGUGCUUUCAUAAUACAUUAUUUAUUAUUUUUUUGACCUCCUUUAUUUGAUUAGUAAUCUUAUUUUAACCAUUUAUUUAUUGUCUCAUAUUCUAAAAUAAUCUUAUUUUUUUGUUCUAUUUUUUUUACUGCUUUUCACAUUACAUUUAAGAAAUAAACAUUCUUCAUAUUAUGACUUACAAAUAAACCUUAAUCACAUUCCCUUACUAAUAAACCUUAAUCACAUUCCCUUACAAAUAAACCUUAAUCACAUUCCCUUACAAAUAAACCUUAAUCACAUUCCCUUACAAAUAAACCUUAAUCACAUUCCCUUACAAAUAAAACUUAAUCACAUUCCCUUACAAAUAAACAUCAUUUUUUUUAUUUAUGCAGCUGUCAUUACCCAUUUUUUUAUACUAUAAGGUGUGUGCAAGUUUUGCAAGUGCUUUAAUGGAUUGUUGCAAGACAAUUUUCAAUCACUAAUAUUUAAAGUCCAUUGCUUGCAUUAUUAUUUUGUUCACAGGUGCUUGACCAAAUGUUUAGGACACCUGAUGGCAAUGGUGCUUGCUUAACCUAAUUUUUUUCAUUUUCCAGAUUGUUCCAUAUUGAUGACCUGCCCUCAGGGACAUCAACAGGUCAAGAUGACAUAGACUUCAACAAAGCUUACAAUGUAACUCAUCUUUUGUUACAGUCCACUCCAUCAUUAUUCAAUACAUUCAUUGUCACAAAUUCUCUAGCUAAACUGAAAUGUAUAUGUGUUACGGCCACAGUUUAAACAAUUAUCUGGGGUAUAUAAUAUGGAUAUUAAACUCUUCACAGACUUGUUUUAUUUACAAAAUAAAUUUUAAAAAAUAAUAAUUUGUAAGUUCUUCCAUUUGUCUUUCUGUUGAAAUAAAAAUUUAAAACAAUAAAAACUUAACAUGAACCUGUAUCAAGUUGAAUUAGAAAUCUGAUGUCUUGGAUGUUUUUAACAUUUUUUUUAUUAGUGUUCACAAAGAUUUCCCCCAUGGGAUUUGAUGCACUUCUUUAUAAGUAGUUUUACUAAUGUGUGAUAAUAUUUUUCACCAGAGAACAGAUGACCAGAUUUGUGCCAUCUGUGCCUCAGACAAAACUCUUAUUGUGGUGAGUGUCAUGAAUCAAUUCUAAAGCUAUACCUAUUUUUUUUUAGAACAAACUAUCACUGGAUUGUGUCCCUCAAUGGUUUUAUGACGUGCAGACAAUCAUCCCAUCAAAAUAUUUGUGAAGAAAGUUUUAAAAAAUUUAUGCAAGUUAUAUCGGGUGCAAAUGUAUAAAAAUAAUUUUUUUGGUUCCAGUUAUAUUUAUAAAGUUGUAGUAUAAAUGUGUAAUUUUUUGGAAAAUGAGUUUUAAAUAUUUGAAAUAGAAGGUGAAUGAUAAGAUGUUUAUAUUUUCAGGUAUUUUCAAAGGCCCAGAAUUUCAUAACUUUACAUUUCAUAAGCUAGACAUAUUCAAUAAAAAUAAUAUACAACAUUUACACUUAUAUUUGUAUAUUUCCAGGCUAGAGAAUCUGGGGUCCUUGUACGUUACUCCCUGCCAAUGGUGGCCUUGACCCACAAGUAUACUGUGGCCAGCCAGCCACAUCAACUCAGCCUAAAUAGUUCCUCUAGGUAAUGGGCCUGUACUCUGAUUAAAUCUAUUACAACUGACCAUAAAGCAUAAACUGAUUAGGCAAAUAUAUUGUUUGAAUAUUUUUUACAAACUAGAUGUCAGAUAUAACACAGUAAGUCUUGUAUUAACCCACUUCUGCCCAACUUGCUGCAUAAUGAAACAUUAUGUAGUAUGCUUGCCCAGGUGCAUCUAACAAUGCAUUAUCAUACACUUGAUUGUUGCUCUUCUUUAUGAAUAAGCUAAUUAUUUUUCCGAGUUAUUCAGUUAAGACCAUAAAAUGUUCUUCAAGGAUUUAUCAACUCAUAAGAAGUUUCUAAGCAAGCUUAGAGAUUUAACUAUAAAUAAUACUGAACUGUUAACUAUGGACAAUAAUGCAUAAAAUGUAAUUGAUGUUCUUAUGGUUGAAGUUGACUAUGAAUCAGAUUCUAACAUUUUUUCUGAUUCUAGGAAGGUUUGUUUCGUGUGGUUGAAGGUGACUGUGAAUCAGAUUCUAAAUGUAUUGCUAGUUCUAGAAAGGUUUGGCUAGAGCGGAUGACAAAUAUUACAAUAAUAAAUGAUGAAGAAUAUUUUUGAACUCUGUUAUAAAUAGUGAUUAUCUUUAAAUUUUACUUAAAAAACUCUAGCCGUCUUGCAAUAAUCGAUGUGUCUGGCAUUCUGACCUUUUUUGACCUCGACACAAGAGUAACUGACUCGGAAGGCCGGGAAGUGAUUGGGGAACAACCCAAAUUUGAACGCAAAGAUGUCUGGGAUAUGAAAUGGGCAGAGGUAGGUUGAUUGUCAUGUGGCUGCUAAGAUAUCCUUCCCCUGAUGCAAUCGCAUGGAGAGAUUCAUGAAAUUUUUAUUGGUUUAAAAUGUAGUCUGUGACGAAAAUACAAAGUUUAUUGUGAUAAAAUGGUGUAACUCACAAUAUAAGUAGACAAGCAAAUAUUGCAAGGCUAGUAAAAUAUUUUUAUCCUUUAAGGACAAUCCCGAGCUCUUUGCUGUAAUGGAGAAGACAAGAAUGUACAUCUUCAGGAAUCUGGACCCAGAGGUUUGUCACUGAAUACAUUGGAUAGUGUUAGUCACUGAAUACAUGAGAUUGUGUUGGACUCUGAAUAAAUGGGUUUGAGUUAGUUGCUGAAUAAAUGGGUUAGGGUUUGUCACUGAAUACAUGGGCUAGAGUUAGUCACUGAACACAUGGGAUAGAGUUAGUCACUGAACACAUGUGAUAGAGUUAGUCACUGAAUACAUGGGAUAGACUUAGUCACCGAAUACAUAGGAAGGGAGGCAAAAAUAUGAGAUCUUUUACUGACACAGUAUAAAGACACAUAACAAAGAUAUCAUAAAAAUUUCAAAAUCCAUCUUUUGACCUUUCAAUGCCACUGUUUUUUUUUAAAAAACGGAUCACAGUAUAUUUGUGUUUGAAAACGGAUCACAGUAUAUUUGUGUUUAUGUCAUCCAGGAACCCAUUCAAAGCUCAGGCUACAUCUGUGAGUUCAGUGACCUUCAGAUCAAGUCAGUUCUGCUGGAUGAGAUCAUGAAGGACCCAGAGAACCCGACCAAGGAUGACAUCAUCGACAUGGAAAUUAAGGUUAAUGGAAUUUAUUGAAAUAAUCUUUACAAAACCAGCAAUCUCAUCCUCUGGUCUACAUUAUCACUGGGCAGCAAGAACUGUAAGGUAAUUUGAUAAUUAUUGACAGUGUGAAGGAUGGUGUGGUACAGAAUAUGACACUUCUUGGUUGAUGGUGUAAUUUGGUUCAUAUAUUAUGUUAAAUGUCAAACAAUCCAUGCUGUGUCCUAAGUUAAUUUUUCCCCCUCGUUAAGAUGGUAAAUGAUUGUUAAAAAAAGAAUAAAUGAAAUUAAAAAGCAUUAAAAUUGUUUUAAUGAAGGUCUAUUUUGUUUGCUGUCUGACAUUUCAGUCUCUGAGAGACACCCGUGACCUCCUGGAGAAAGUAGGACUGGAUGAAACUCAACAAUUCAUAGAGGACAACCCACACCCUCGGCUAUGGUAGGAUACAGAAUGGACGUUUUUAAAAAAAACAUACUACUUCAACAUAAGAAUUACACAUUUUUUAAAAUACCAGCCAAUGUUAACAGUAUUAUGAUACUAAAUCGGCUGAUGUCAGAUGUUAUAAAUGUCAUUGGCUGGUGUCAGAUGUCAUCUACUGGUUUCAGAUGUCAUUGGCAGGCUUCAUCGCACAAAUCUCUCUUUGUAAUAUUUAAAUAAAUUAAGUAUGUAAAUGAAAUAAUUUUUUAAUGAAAUAAUUUCUGUCCGAUAAGGUUCAGACAUGGAUUUGAUUUGUAAGACUUCCAUGUGAUAUUGUUUUCUUUAAACCUAUAAUGUAUAAUCUCUGUCUCUUUGUCUGUCCAGGAGACUCCUGGCUGAGUCAGCACUUGGACAACUCAAUCUGAAAGUAGCAGAAACGGCUUUUGUCAAAUGUAAAGAUUACCAGGGCAUUGAGUUUGUCAAGCGACUUGGCAACCUGCAGGUGAGGGAAAUAUGAACAAUGAUUGAUUCAAUCACCGGUGAGGGAAAUAUGAACAAUGAUUGAUUCCAUCACAGUUGAAGGAAAUAUUAAAAAAUUAUGAAUCUUCUAUAAGGAAAACAAAUGUGGAAUUAAUUUAAGUUUGAAAAGCCCUACCUGUGGUUAGACAGAAGACCUACCUGUCGUUAGACAGUAUUUAUUUUAGUUAACUAAAUAUUGAUGAAUCUUAUCAACAGAAUCAACCUGUAAUUUAAUCAUAAGAUUUAUUCUACUUGUUGGAAUGCUAUGCACAAUUUCUUUUGCUGUUAUUCUCAAGUAAGUGAUAAGUCGCUGACCAAUUUUUUGUUUACUAUCAGAAUGAAAACAUCAAGAGAGCAGAAGUGGCCUCCUACUUUCAACAAUUUGACGAGGCUGAGAAGAUUUACCUGGAGAUGGAUCGAAGGUGUGUGUCCCCCUCUUUUAUGGUCUAUGUGUUAGGCCUUAUAAUGUUUCAUCAUCUUUAUCUGAGUGCAUGACUGAUUAUCAGAUGGUGCCAUGAGUACAUGACUGGUGUUCAGAUGGUGCCAUGAGUACAUGACUGAUUAUCAGAUGGUGCCAUGUGUACAUGACUGGUGUUCAGAUGGUGCCAUGAGUGCGUGACUGAUUAUCAAAUGGCGGCAUGAGUGAAUAACUGAUUAUCAGAUGAAGGCAUGAGUGCAUGACUGAUGUUGAGAUGGUGCCAUGAGUGCAUGAUGGAUGAAGGCAUGAGUGCAUGACUGAUGUUCAGACAGUGUCAUGAGCUCACGGCUGAUGAAGACAUGAGUGCAUGAAUCAUGUUCAGACAGAGGCAUGAGUGAAUGACAGAAUAUCAGAUGAAGGCAUGAGUGCAUGACUGAUGUUGAGAUGGUGCCAUGAGUGCAUGACUGAUAAAGACAUGAGUGCAUGACUCAUAUUCAGAUGGUGAAAUGUUCAUCUUGGUUUAUUUCCCUGACAACAGGGAUCUUGCAGUCAGCCUGCGGAAGAAACUAGGCGACUGGUUCAAGGUCAUACACCUACUAAAAAAUGGUGGUGGCGGCGAUGAUGUCCAGCUUGAGGAAGCCUGGAAUGCCCUGGGGGACUACUACGCAGACAGACAAAAAUGGAAUCAGGUUUCCUUCAUGUUCUUGAUCAAUUACAGACUUAUAAUAAAAAUGUCAAUAGGGAAGCUCCGAUGGUGUAUAAAUGCCCCCCCCCCCCCCCACCCCUGGGCUGACCCAAGCAACAGCAACCUAUAAAAAGUUGCAACAGCAACCUAUAAAAAGUUGUGAAACAAAGUAACACAAAACAUGCACACUACAAUGACAAUGAUAUGACCUAGUUAUCCAUUUCAUUUCUGUCUAUAUCACAUGACCUACUCAUCCAUGUUAUUGUUGGGUAAAUGAUGUGACCUACUUAUCCAUGUUUUUGUGUACAUACCAUGACCUACAUACCCAUGUUAUUGUUGUAAACAGGCUGUGACCUACUAUGUACAAGGCCGAAACCAAGAGCGUCUGGCAGAAUGUUACUACAUGCUUGAGGACUACAAUGGCCUCCAUAACAUGGUCAACUCUUUGCCAGAGAAUCACAAACUGUUGCCUGUAAGUUCAGCAGCUUUUUAUUUAUCUUGUUUCUUAAAGUGACAACUUGGCAAUAAAGUGACAACUUGGCAAUAAAGUGACAACUUGGCAAUAAAGUGACAACUUGGCAAUAAAGUGACAACUUGGCAAUAAAGUGACAACUUGGCAAUAAAGUGACAACUUGGCAAUAAAGUGACAACUUGGAAAUAAAGUGCCCAAAAAAUAAGGUGACAACUUGGCAAUAAAGUGACAACUUGGCAAUAAAGUGACAACUUGGCAAUAAAGUGCCCCCAAAAAUAAGGUGACAACUUGGCAAUAAAGUGACAACUUGGCAAUAAAGUGACAACUUGGCAAUAAAGCAACAACUUGGCAAUAAAGUGCCAACAAAACAAUAAGGUGACAACUUGACAAUAAAGUGACAACUUGCCAAUAAAGUGCCAACAAAUCACCAAGGUGACAACUUGGCAAUAAAGUGACAACUUGGAAUUGCUCACAUAAAAAUUUUGUAUGGUAAAAAAAUACAGUGUUCAUUUAUAAUAAAAUAUAUUUUUAUUAUUUAUUUUUAUGUGUUAAUUUUAUCCAAAAAAAUAAUUUUUAAGUAGUGAAAGUGAAAGACGAUUCUAAUGUUUUGCAAUGCAUUCUACUGUUUGGUUAAAUCUAUGUAAGACAUCUAAAAAAAACUAACUUGGCUGAAACAUUUCAUUAACAUGAGAAUUUAAAUCUGAAAUUUCUUUUCUCAAAUAAAAUAAUAAUUAUUAUUUUUUUUGAUUCCAAAGGAAAUAGCGGCCAUGUUUUCCAGUGUUGGUAUGUCAGAUCAGGCUGUUGAAUCCUUCACAAAGGUAGGAAUGUUGGCCUACAGCUUUAUGGGGGAUAAAUUAUCUUAUUUACUCAUAGACUCACCUCAUUUAAAUGCUGGACAAAAAUAGUAACAAGUGUGGCACAAAAAUGUGUAAAUUAUGGCUUGAAUGUGAAAAAAUUGAAAUUGAGCUUCAUAGUUUAAGAAGCUACAUUUAAAAAAAAAUCAUUUUUUAUAAAUUUAACUGGAAAUUAUAUUUUCAUGAAUAUUUGAAAGAAAACAAUAAGAUAAUCUUAUCAGUAUUUAAAUUGAAAAUAAUUAUAAAAUGUAAUUAUAAUUUUACAAAUGUAACUUUCAAAUAUGCACAUCAUCCAGUUCUGUAUAAACUUUUACAGUGUAACCGGAUCAAGGCGGCCAUCGACUGUUGUGUGCACCUGAAUCAGUGGAACACAGCCAUUGAGCUUGCAAAGACGCACAAUGUACGAGAGAUCGACAUGCUGCUGGCAAAGUAUGCCCAACACCUGCUGGAAAAGAAGAAAGUCCUGGAUGCGAUUUCACUAUAUCGAAAAGCUGGACAUUUCAUGGAUGCUGCUAAAUUAAUGUUCAAGGUCAUUUAUUAGAUAUUUUGCCUAUUACCUCAUUAACUCUCGGCCGCGUGACUUCAUAUUUAACCUUAAUACCCUUAUAAAGGGAAGUGACUCCGAUUUUAAGUACCUUCUUCCAUUAUUUACACUAGUCGGGCAAACAUCUAAUGUUAUGACUUUGUCAUGUUAGAUUUUAAAACUAACCCGGUUGAGGCUACAUAAUUGAUAUAUCUGAUCACCAUUGUUUCUCUUUUAUUUCACUACUCUGCAAUGCAGGGGAUAUAUAUAUAUAGAUAUAUGCAGUAGAUAUAUACAUAUAUACAUAUACCGGUAUACAAAUAAUCAGCAUCAUUUUAAUUCAUUUAAAAGGCAAGUUGUAUUUUUGUUCUAGUUUCCAAUGUUAUUUCCAGAUUGCAGAUGAGCAAAUGAAGAGCCACAAAAAUCCACUCAUUGUAAAAAAGAUGUAUGUCCUUGGCGGUCUGCUUGUGGAGCAGUACCAUGAAGCCAUGAAGCUGACCUCUAGAGCUAAAGGCAAAAAUAAACAGGUCAGCUCAUUUGAUACAGUUGAAUGGUUUCUAAGAGAAUCACUGUAGAUCAGUGGUUCUCCAAAUAGAUGAACCGUGAGUACUCAGUUACCUGUCUAACAAAUAGAUGAACCGUGAGUACUCAGUUACCUGUCUAACAAAUAGUUGAACCAUGCGUACUCAGUUACCUAUCUAACAAAUAGAUGAACCGUGAGUACUCAGUUACCUGUCUAACAAAUAGAUGAACCGUGAGUACUCAGUUACCUGUCUAACAAAUAGAUGAACCGUGAGUACUCAGUUACCUGUCUAACAAAUAGAUGAACCGUGAGUACUCAGUUACCUGUCUAGCAAAUAGAUGAACCGUGAGUACUCAGUUACCUGUCUAACAAAUAGAUGAACCGUGAGUACUCAGUUACCUGUCUAACAAAUAGAUGAACAUUUUAGGGAAGAUGAACAAAAAAUGUCAGCCGAUCGGGGCGCAAGUCUCUCAUGCGGUGCGGUAGGACACAAGUCUCUCCUGCGGUGCUGUAAAUAGUCUAACCAGUCUGUCUCACUGAAAUAGCAACGAAGAACUGAAAUAAUUUGUCCUUACAACUUUUAAGGCCAGAUGAAUAGUAUAGACAGUAGUAGAUAUCUAGGGAUGUAUUGAGAGAGAUUGCUAAGGAGACAGGCUGUUAGAUAUCUAGUGUGAUUAGUGGCAGAUUGCUAAUGUGCCAGACUGAUAGAUGUCAAAGAAAAUAGUGGGAGAUUGCUAAGGAGACAUUCUGGUAGAUAUCCAGGGAGAUUGCUAAGGCGACAUUCUGAUAGAUAUCCAGGGAGAUUGCUAAGGAGACAGACAGAAGUAGAUUCAUGGGGUUUGAACAAUUCUAGAAGGAUUUUUAGUCAUUUUAGUCAUUUUAGUCAAGCUUUAAAAAUGUUCAACAGAUUUUUGAAUUGAACAUUUAUUUUGAAGAAAUUCAUGAAUGCCCACAUUUGACACCCAUUUUCUAUUCAUUGUUCAUUUGGUUGUGUGUCUCCAGGCAGCAUCAGCUCUGGCAGGAUUUCUAGAGGAGGACGUGUCAGCCAUGUCUGAUACUAAAAUCAUAGACAACGCCUGGCGGGGAGCUGAGGCAUAUCACUUCUACAUUCUGGCCCAAAGACAACUUCAUGAUGGUCAGUCUCUUAGAUCUUUUCUUAUGUCAAACUAUUUUAAGAAAUUAAAAUGACCACAAAAACCUUUAAAAAAAAAAUGAAAAAUUGGAUUUUCAGCAACAGACUGGCAAUGUAACCACAGAAUUUAGUACAGUAGUUUAUAUCCAACGGCUUAUAAUCAAAGUGAUCUUUUGAACUUCCUUUUGGUCAUUGUUGGCAAAUCAUUUUGCAUUUUUAUAAUCUUUUUGAAGUGCAUGAAAAAACAUGUUAUUUUUGCAGUUUAUUUAUUUGAUCUCUAACAGCUGAUAUUUUGGUUAUUGUCGACAGGCUAUGUUGAUGCUGCUAUGAGGACCACACUCCAUCUCAGGGACUUUGAAGAUGUCAUUGACCCAGUAAAAACCUAUUCCCUGUUAGGUAUGAGACUUUCUAUUGACCCAGUAAACACCUAAUCUCUGUUAGGUAUGAGACUUUCUAUUGACCCAGUAAACACCUAAUCUCUGUUAGGUAUGAGACUUUCUAUUGACCCAGUAAAACCUAAUCUCUGUUAGGUAUGAGACUUUCUAUUGACCCAGUAAACACCUAAUCUCUGUUAGGUAUGAGACUUUCUAUUGACUCAGCAAACACCUAUUCUCUUAUAGUUAUGAGACUUUCUAUUGACCCAGUAAACACCUAAUCUCUGUUAGGUAUGAGACUUUCUAUUGACUCAGCAAACACCUAUUCUCUUAUAGUUAUGAGACUUUCUAUUGACCCAGUAAACACCUAAUCUCUGUUAGGUAUGAGACUUUCUAUUGACUCAGCAAACACCUAUUCUCUUAUAGUUAUGAGACUUUCUAUUGACCCAGUAAACACCUCAUCUCUGUUAGGUAUGAGACUUUCUAUUGACUCAGCAAACACCUAUUCUCUUAUAGUUAUGAGACUUUCUAUUGACCCAGUAAACACCUAUUCUCUUAUAGUUAUGAGACUUUCUAUUGACUCAGCAAACACCUAUUCUCUUAUAGUUAUGAGACUUUCUAUUGACCCAGUAAACACCUAUUCUCUUAUAGUUAUGAGACUUUCUAUUGACCCAGUAAACACCUAAUCUCUGUUAGGUAUGAGACUUUCUAUUGACCCAGUAAACACCUAAUCUCUGUUAGGUAUGAGACUUUCUAUUGACCCAGUAAAACCUAAUCUCUGUUAGGUAUGAGACUUUCUAUUGACCCAGUAAACACCUAAUCUCUGUUAGGUAUGAGACUUUCUAUUGACUCAGCAAACACCUAUUCUCUUAUAGUUAUGAGACUUUCUAUUGACCCAGUUAACACCUAAUCUCUGUUAGGUAUGAGACUUUCUAUUGACUCAGCAAACACCUAUUCUCUUAUAGUUAUGAGACUUUCUAUUGACCCAGUAAACACCUAAUCUCUGUUAGGUAUGAGACUUUCUAUUGACUCAGCAAACACCUAUUCUCUUAUAGUUAUGAGACUUUCUAUUGACUCAGCAAACACCUAUUCUCUUAUAGUUAUGAGACUUUCUAUUGACUCAGCAAACACCUAUGCUCUUAUAGUUAUGAGACUUUCUAUUGACUCAGCAAACACCUAUUCUCUUAUAGUUAUGAGACUUUCUAUUGACCCAGUAAACACCUAAUCUCUGUUAGGUAUGAGACUUUCUAUUGACUCAGCAAACACCUAUUCUCUUAUAGUUAUGAGACUUUCUAUUGACUCAGCAAACACCUAUUCUCUUAUAGUUAUGAGACUUUCUAUUGACUCAGCAAACACCUAUUCUCUUAUAGUUAUGAGACUUUCUAUUGACUCAGCAAACACCUAUUCUCUUAUAGUUAUGAGACUUUCUAUUGACUCAGUAAACACCUAUUCUCUUAUAGUUAUGAGACUUUCUAUUGACUCAGCAAACACCUAUUCUCUUAUAGUUAUGAGACUUUCUAUUGACGCAGCAAACACCUAUUCUCUUAUAGUUAUAAGACUUUCUAUUGACUCAGCAAACACCUAUGCUCUUAUAGUUAUGAGACUUUCUAUUGACUCAGCAAACACCUAUUCUCUUAUAGUUAUGAGACUUUCUAUUGACUCAGCAAACACCUAUUCUCUUAUAGUUAUGAGACUUUCUAUUGACUCAGUAAACACCUAUUCUCUUAUAGUUAUGAGACUUUCUAUUGACUCAGCAAACACCUAUUCUCUUAUAGUUAUAAGACUUUCUAUUGACUCAGCAAACACCUAUUCUCUUAUAGUUAUGAGACUUUCUAUUGACUCAGCAAACACCUAUUCUCUUAUAGUUAUGAGACUUUCUAUUGACCCAGUAAACACCUAAUCUCUGUUAGGUAUGAGACUUUCUAUUGACUCAGCAAACACCUAUUCUCUUAUAGUUAUGAGACUUUCUAUUGACUCAGCAAACACCUAUUCUCUUAUAGUUAUGAGACUUUCUAUUGACUCAGCAAACACCUAUUCUCUUAUAGUUAUGAGACUUUCUAUUGACUCAGCAAACACCUAUUCUCUUAUAGUUAUGAGACUUUCUAUUGACUCAGUAAACACCUAUUCUCUUAUAGUUAUGAGACUUUCUAUUGACCCAGCAAACACCUAUUCUCUUAUAGUUAUGAGACUUUCUAUUGACCCAAAAAAAACCUGUUCUCUGUUAGGUACAUGCAUUUCUGUAAGGUAAUUUAAUUAGUCAAGAUAGGUUAUUUGUUAUUCUCAGCCCUUUUGCCUGUGUAGCAUACAGGCCAUCCACAGUUGAUUUCCAUUUAUUUUAACCGUUACAUUACAUCUUUAUCAAGUUUAAUUCUUCCAUUUCAGUUCUGUUCACCCUAUUACAGUUCCUCAAACCCUCCUUCAGUUCAUCUAACAUCACCUUCAGUUCAUCUAACAUCGCCUCCAGUUCAUCUAACAUUGCCUCCAGUUCAUCUAACAUCGCCUCCAGUUCAUCUAACAUCACCUCCAGUUCAUCUAACAUCACCUCCAGUUCAUCUAACAUCACCUCCAGUUCUUUUUAUUUCUGUUUCCAAAUAUGCUCAUCACCAUCCCAUUAGUUUCCCACCUUGCCUCUAUAAUCCAACGCGCUAAAAAAUCCCCCAAAAACACACUGAAUGAAAUAACAGUAACAUUUUAAAAUGUACUUCUCCAGCUUUAGCUUCCUGUGCCAACCGAGCGUUCAAUGUUUGCUCUAAAGCCUUCAUCAAACUUGAGUCUCUGGAAUCACUGCCAAUUGAGCAGAGACAGCACUACGAGGAGCUGGCUAUGGAAAUAUUUACCAAGUAUGUUAUUAAUUUUUUUUUCUUCUCCACUUCUGGCUUUAAUGAGAAGUGUACAAUAUUGAUUGAGUGAGCUUUUAAAAACUCAGCUUGGUAACCUCUGCUUUGAUACUGAUAAACUUUUCCUGUUUGUAACCUCUGCGUUGAUACUGCUAAACUUUUCCUGUUUGUAACCUCUGCUUUGAUACUGCUAAUUUUGCCUGUUUUGCUUCAUUAUUUUCAUGUUUGCCUUGAGGCUAAUUUUGUAUGAAUAUGGUUCAAUUGUUCACUCUUAAGUUUGUGAUAUUAUUUUCCCAGGCACAGCCCUAAAGAUCUGAGAGCCAACAAAGUGGACUGUCCAAACUGUGGCUCACAAAUGCCAGAUUGGUAAAUAUUUUUUCCUACUGACAAGUGUCAUACUUAAUUUAUAUUUGCAUUCUUGGUUAAAAUAAACGUAUCCGUGAUAUGUAACAUUAAAUUUUAGAUUUGCUUGGAUGGUUUUUUAAAAUAAGUAAAAAAAAAACAAAACAAAAAACCUUGACUAUUUCUCUUGCUUGUUUGGUCAGGACGACAGUGUGUCCAAGUUGUGAUACCAAAUACCCCACCUGCAUCGUGACGGGCCGACCAAUCCUCGAGUACCAGUUCUGGAUGUGCAGCAACUGUAAACACAGAGCUCUUCAGUCUGAGAUCACACAACGGAAGUCUUGUCCCCUGUGUCAUGCCAUUGUGUAGGGAUUUUAUCAAUUUUUGAAAGAUGAUAGAUUGCCUUGUAACAUACUGAUGUAUUGUCAAUCAAGAUCUUUGUCAGUCAAGAUCUUUGUCAAUCAAGAUAUUUCAAAGAAAUUUUGAAGGAAAAAAAAAGAGGCAUUUAAAGUUUGUCUUUUCAAUAUCCAUUUAAAUCAAAAAGUAGUCUAAGGGGAAAUUUUUAAAUUUUUUUUAACUAAAUCAUAAUUGUUCUGUUCAUCUCUUUGUCAAGAUAUUUAAAAUCUCAAAUGUUAUUUCAUUAAAGUCAUGAUAUGAAUCUCUCAGCUGAAAUGUUAACUAAAGCUGACAUUGUAUUUUACUGUGAUAAAGGGAAGGAGAAUAUUUCUCAUGACAUUAUUUCAUUGUCAUCACGUAAUGUUGAGUACCCCAAGUGCUGACAUUAAUUUAUAUUCUUUUAAAGGGAUGACAAAUUUGGAUCAGGUAAGGAUGCCAAUUCUGUGGUAAACUCAUUAACAAAUUGUUCAAAGUUGGGACAUACACUUUAAUCUAUUUGUGACUAAUGUCUGUAUUUUCUUCUAUUUGUGACGUACACUGGUACUUUCAUCCAUUUCCAUUGGUGGUAACUGUCAGAAAACUAUAUAAAAUAAAAUAUUAUGUUUUUUUAAAUUCUAUGUUUUCUUUGAAGACAUAAACAAUGCAAUGUAAUAAUUGUUGGUAUGAUAAAUAAAU
Molecule: messenger RNA, 23041 nt
Organism: Lymnaea stagnalis (great pond snail)
Lineage: Eukaryota; Metazoa; Mollusca; Gastropoda; Lymnaeidae
Source: the annotation of a GenBank genome assembly